CUUCUCACAGAUUUGUAUGAAAAUACAGAAGAAAUUCAGAUACCCUUGGAGGAACUCCUGAUGACACACAAAGAUGAAGAACCCUCUUCAUAUCAAGAGGGAAAGCAAAACCCAAAUUGGGUAGAAGCGAUGAAGGCUGAGAUGACUUCGAUUGAAAGGAAUAACACGUGGAAUCUUGUCGAGCUACCAAUUGGUCGAACACCGAUUGGGCUGAAGUGGGUGUUUAAAGUCAAACGAGACCCAACUGGGAAAAUAGUAAAACACAAGGCGAGAAUCGUGGCAAAAAGGAUAUGUUUAGAAACAGGGGAUCGACUUUGAAGAAGUAUUCGCUCCAGUCGCGAGAAUAGAAACGGUACGUGUUAUCAUUGCUCUUGCAGCCUCAUUUGGGUGGCAGGUACACCACCUCGAUGUGAGAUCUGCAUUCCUAAAUGGGAAAUUAGAAGAAGAGGUCUAUGUGUCUCAACCGGAGGGUUUUGAGAAGAAAGGUGAAGUGAACAAGGUGAAUAAAUUGUCAAAGGCAUUGUAUGGUCUAAAGCAGGCACCCAGGGCCUGGAAUGCCUGCCUUGACAAGUACCUAAAGAGACUGAACUUUAAAAGGUUUGCGCAAGAGUAUUCAAUGUACACUAGGAAGAAAGAUGGAAAUACCCUGAUUGUUGGGGUAUAUGUCGACGAUCUGUUGGUUACAGGGAGCUGUCAAGAGGCUGUGAAGAAGUUCAAACUAGAGAUGAAUGAAAGGUUUGAAAUGAGUGACCUUGGGCCAUUGGCUUAUUACUUGGGAAUAGAAGUAAAUCAGCAGGAGAAUUGCAUUACUCUCAAACAAGAAGCAUAUGCCAAAAACCUUCUAGCUAAAACUCAAAUGCUAGCCUGUAACCCUACCAAAAGCCCCAUGGAACACAAGAUAAAGCUCCUUAAAGAUGAAGAGGGAGAACCUGUCAAUCCCACUGAAUACAGGAGUAUAGUGGGUGGACUCAGGUAUUUGACACACACUCGCCCUGAUAUCACGUUUGCAGUUGGUGUAGUCAGCCGUUUUAUGGAAAAACCUACUAUGAAACACCUUUAGGCAGUAAAGGGAAUACUUAAGUACAUUAAAGGUACCACAGACUA
Messenger RNA from Lactuca sativa (garden lettuce), 1104 nucleotides. The record is from RefSeq and is a predicted model, not a curated record. NCBI's taxonomy places the organism in Eukaryota, Viridiplantae, Streptophyta, Magnoliopsida, Asterales, Asteraceae.